CUGGGAGUUGAAGUCCACAAGUUUUAAAGCGGCCAAGUUUGGGGACCCCUGCUGUAAAUAUUUAAAACAAUUGAAGCAAGCAUGCACAAUAUUGUUUUAAGCAUUUUCACCACACGCAAACACGCGGAGAGCAGCUCCCACCCCACCUUCGCAAGGGCGAGAAGCGAGAAGCCCCGCCCCCUCCAUAUCUGAUUGGCCUUUCCUUGGAGGCCAGAGAAGCUCCGCCCCUUCCCCCGCUCCCUUCCUGCCGAUUGGCUUCCUGCUCAAGGUUGCGUUACCGGAAGCGGCCGUUGCCCGGACGACGGAAGGGGGGGGAAAAGCCGCGGCCCUUUUAACGGAGUCGAUGGCGGCGUUGGAGCCGGGGCUUUGGUUUCUGCUUUGAUCCCGGUAGCAAAGCAAGAAUGGAGACUUUAGAAGAAGAAAGUUUUGGUAUAUCCAUCUCAUCGCCUUCUGAUGCUGAAUUCGAUACUAUUGUAGGAUAUUUGGAAGAUAUUGUAAUGGACGAUGACUUCCAGCUAAUACAAAGAAACUUCAUGGAUAAAUACUACCGAGAGUUUGAUGACACAGAGGAGAAUAAACUGGUCUACACACCUAUCUUUAAUGAAUAUAUCUGCUUAGUUGAAAAAUACAUCGAAGCGAAACUUUUGGACAGGAUUCCUGGUUUCAACAUGUCCGCCUUUACCUUGUCUUUACAGCAGCACAAGGAUGAAAUAGCAGGAGACAUUUUUGAUAUGCUUCUCACAUUCACUGACUUUCUGGCAUUUAAAGAGAUGUUCCUGGAUUACAGAGCUGAGAAAGAAGGACGAGGCCUGGACCUUAGUGCCGGGUUGGUGGUCACCCCUUUAAGCAAGCCCUCCAGGUCACCCCCCCAGAACAGCCUGUGGCAGUAGUGUUUGGCUCCAGAGGUGGCCUGUUGGGGUGCCUCCAAUAGGAAAGAGAGGAAAGAGGGAACUCAGCAAGCCUGAUCUUCUCUUCGGCUCCUUCUAUGGAUGGUUCCACCACCACCACCAUCAUUUCCAUCAGAGCACUGGGACUCCUGCGAUUCCCACCCAAUCAACGUGCAAUCGUUUUUCUGAGGACAUCCUAAGGUGUUUUGUUUUGUUUUUUUGGUGGGACAAUGGUCAUGGAAGACUAGUGUCGGGCGUGAGGGGGCGGUUUCUACAGACCCCCCCCCCAAGUUUCACAACCACAGGACCGCUGGCGAAUUGUCUUUGUGUGUGGCUGUGAAUGAAACACAUUGACUUAACAGGUAAUACACAUUUGGGUGCUUUCUGUAGGUGUUCAAUGCAAAUGGUAUAUAUAUAUAUAUAUGUAGCACGAAAAUGUUCUCUACGGACUUUUUUCCUCCACUUUGAGGGCUUUCACCCCUUACCUCAGAGGGUCAUGAUAGUUUUGAAAUGUACAUUUCAUCUUUUCUAGGGCAACUACCACGCAGUGUCCAUGCUAUGAUCUGUAGCUCGUAAUGAUAUAGCCAUGUCCUACAAUGAAGGACUAUAUAGCCAUGUCCUACAAUGAAGGACUACAUUUCUGGUUCCUUCAGUCAAAUUCUUGUUCACAAAGUUAUGCCACCCUCCAUAUUGAGCCAAAUCAAGUGCCAGUGAUGUGCAUUGUCCACUCACAGCUAGCUCCUAACCCACAUUCUCUUUGACCCCUGCCUAAGUUUGUCUUCCACCUGCUGGAAGAAUGGAGCAGUUGUAGCCAUCUUGAGUGCCAUUAAGGAGGAAAACUACCCAUGAUCAGUAGGCAGCUGUUCUUCAUGCUCUCACUAGGCAGGGGCUUGAGCAUAUUCACCUGCAGCUCCUCGAUGGGGCUGAGAUGUUUUCUAGGUGCCCCUUGAGUAGGGAAAGUCAUCUUCCGUACAGAAUCAGGGACACCCUUGCAGGCAAAACAUCAGUAAAGAGAGAGAGUAAAGAGAAUGUAGUGUUUCUAAUAAGCAAUUACAAUAUUUAUAGUUACUGCAGUAUUUUCCUUGUAAAAAAAAUUUCUGUAAUAUUCUCAGCCUGGAAGUUGGUCUCCAGUGGCAUUUUUGACAUCUUUAUCCAGAAGCCCAUUCUGCUUGGCAAAAGAAAUUUAUUCUUAACUUUUCAACCAAGAGCAUUUAUUCUUUCACAAAAUGUAGAGGUAUUGAGCAUUACCAAGAUUGAAUUGUGCAGGUGAUGCAUUAUCAAGCAGAUUGCUGGAAAUAACAAUCAGUAUUUACCUUGGCACUGUUGGCUUUUUUCAAAAGCUCAGUCUCUCCAUCAGUAACAAUCGGUACUUGGCUUGCAGGGAUAAGACUGCAGGAUCCUAUGCAGAAUUUCUCUUUUUCAUUUUGCUGUAAUUACCAAUUUAAUUGUGAAGGCACUAGGUUUCGGCAUCCUAGGGGCCACAGCUGCGUCAAGAAGAGCAAUAAGGAAAAUGUUUGUUUUCCCUAGUUGAAAUGGCAUUUCAGGUGUUGGAGACCCCUGGCUUAGAUACUUGGAUAACAGAUGGGCUAGGAUAAGGAGGGAUUACAAGUCAACACAGCCAGGGACACCAAGUCAGAAAGGCUGAUUUAAGUGUGCUACAUGUGUUUUUUCGAAGAUACUCCCUGUAGGACACAAUAGGCUUGUGGAGUCCUUGGAGCAUUGCAUAGAAAAUGUUAUGGAGGUAGCAUCUAGGAAACCUCCGCCUUGCAGAGUCUCAUGGCAGCAGCACCCAUUGUGGUAUGUGAACACCUCUCUUGUAUUUCGCUUGCUUCGUGCUAAUAAUAAAAUCUGUUUGCUUGGUAAAAAGA
Messenger RNA from Ahaetulla prasina, 2755 nucleotides. It is a transcript of the gene ARL2BP, whose product is annotated as ADP ribosylation factor like GTPase 2 binding protein. Gene Ontology annotation, biological process: positive regulation of tyrosine phosphorylation of STAT protein; maintenance of protein location in nucleus. The record is from RefSeq and is a predicted model, not a curated record. NCBI's taxonomy places the organism in Eukaryota, Metazoa, Chordata, Lepidosauria, Squamata, Colubridae. The transcript is spliced from 8 exons. Gene Ontology annotation, cellular component: mitochondrial intermembrane space. The coding region runs from base 402 to 890 and encodes 162 amino acids.